AUGAUGAUUUAUCUGUUCAUUCAAAAUUUUUAAGUAAAAAUUUAGAUUAACUCACAUUUACUAUUAAUUUUGUUAAUAAAUAUUAUUUUAUAGGAAAUUAAUUGGUUAACAAAUGGUUUGCUCAUAUUCUGGUUUUCAAUAAAGAGGUUAAUCUUAUCAGCGUUUAUUUAUCAUGUGCGCAAAAAUAUCAAAUUUGUUAAUUUUGUUAGCACUUUAAUUCUAUCAGAAGAUGCUUACUACUAUUUAAACAAAGUAGAAGAUGAUUAAUAUUAAAAUCUUUUAACUUAUAUUCCCUCAAAUAUUAAAAGUUCUUAUGAAAUAAUUUAUAUAAAUUCUUUUACUUAUUUCUUGAAAAUAGCUUAUUUGUUCAUCUAUCAUAAAUAAAUAUGUGAAAAUCAAUUUAUCUUGUUAUGGAUGACAUUUUCUAUCGGAUUAGAUUUAUUUCAUAAAUUAAUUCACAGAUACAAUGAUCAGGCACCCUACGCUGACAUACAGAGAAACCUUUUAAAUCAACUGGACUUCUCAUUACUAUAAUAACCAAAGUUUUUACUAAAAUAAUCAAUGAUCUAAGCUUUUCAUAUGAUGACUUGUUUGACAUUAUUAAUGUAGUUUCCUAAUUGGUUAUUACUUAUUUACUCUGUGUUUUUCAUAAUUAUGGUGCUUUGCUAUUAUUUUUUAAGCAUAAGAAAGAGACUUUAAUAUUUGUAAACAAAUAUUUUCCAUCCUAAUUCUAGCUUAGCUUAAAUUAUUUUUCAUAUUGAUACUUAAAGUUUAAAAUUUAGACUUGAAAAAAAUCAAUUGAAAUCUAUAUGUUAAAUUUCAUCUAUUAAAUAUUCUCUGAUCCAAAAAACUUUUCUUUUAACUUUAUAUAUAUUCUACUUGAUAAACUUAGAUGAUAUUAUCACUUUUUAGUACUUUUGUUUGAGCUUAAUUGGACUCUCUGUGCUUUUAACGAUAGUAAAAUAUAGAGAGUAUUAGAAUCUAAUUAAUGGAAAAAAUCCUACAUUUCUUGAAACAGAUAAUGUUAACUAGCUAAGAAAAUAUAUUCAAUAAUAAGAAUAAACAGAAAUUAGUUAAAAUUUGAUAAACUUUGAUAAUGUUAAAUAAGUUGAUAUUUAUAUCAAUCCAGAAACUUUUAUAAAUUAAACUGAUCUUCUAGAUACUUUGCUCUGUUCAAGUAGUUUUAAAUGCUGA
This is a messenger RNA of Tetrahymena thermophila SB210, 1194 nucleotides long. Its product is annotated as transmembrane protein, putative. NCBI's taxonomy places the organism in Eukaryota, Ciliophora, Oligohymenophorea, Hymenostomatida, Tetrahymenidae. The record is from RefSeq and is a predicted model, not a curated record. The transcript has 2 exons.